AUGUUUACUCACCUUCCAGUCUCCUGGCUAUCUGCUGCCGCUGUCGCUGUGCUUUUGCUCCUUGUCCUUUGUCUGUUCCGGGGUGAACAGCGUGCUCUUCCUCCUGGCCCAAAAGGCCUUCCUGUUCUGGGGAACGCCCAUCAGCUUCCUGUCUCGUUCUCCGAGCUUGAACGAACCUUGUUCAAAUGGUCCAAGCAAUACGGCGAUGUGGUGUUCUACAGGGUGUUCGGAACCAGGAUCAUCAUGCUGAACACCAUAGAGGUCGCGGCGGAGCUUUUGGACAAGCGCAGCGCCAACUACUCCGACCGACCUCGGAUGGUGAUGCAGAAUGAAAUGAUUGAGGCGAGCACUUUAGGCAGCCUCCCGUAUGGCGACCUGUACCGAAAGCACCGGCGGUGGAUGGCGGAUUUUAUGGGCAAGAAGUCCACGCUCGAGGGCUACCGACACAUCCAGCGCCGGGAGGUGCUGAACUUCAUGCAGAAUCUGUACCAGCAGCCAGAGAAGUUCACCGACCACGUCCACCUCUACCUCGCCUCCAUACUACUGGAGAUCGCGUACGGCAUGCCCGUCAAGUCCCUCGAUGACGAGCUGGUCCGCCUCGCCGAUCGCGCUAUAAUCGGCGCGAACGAAGCGGGGAGGCCGGGCGCUGUCCCCGUCGACUUCCUGCCGUGGCUACGGCACAUACCCGCGUGGACUCCAGGCAUACGCUUCAAGAAACACUCUCUGAUCGUCCGCGGCCAAAUUAGGGAAUGGCUGAACAAGGGCUACGACGCGGUCGUGUCUGCAAUGGCGGCGGGAACAGUAGCUCCGUGCAUCAUGACCACGGUGCUGGAAGAACACGGCGAGGCGCCCACGCCUGCUGAGGCGCAUGACAUCAAGUACGUUGCGUUCAAUGUCUAUGGAGCUGGAGUCGAGACGAGCCGCGGAACCCUGGCCGUGUUCUUCCUCGCCAUGGUAAGGAACACCGACGUGUACAAGAAAGCCCAAGAAGAGAUAGAUAGAGUCGUCGGCCGCGAGCGGCUUCCGGACUUCAGCGACCGCGAGUCGCUGCCAUAUCUCGAUGCGCUGCUAGAAGAGGUUUUCCGUUGGAAGCCCGCGUUGCCCUUGGGUGUACCCCACCGCAACACGGAGGACGACCGCUACCGCGAGUACGACAUCCCAGGAGGCUGCAUGGUGAUCCCCAACGUCUGGGCCAUGUCCCGCGAUACGCGCUACUACCCGGAGCCUGAGGAGUUCCGCCCCGAGCGCCACCUCGGCGGCGAGGCCAGCGGGAAGCUCCUCCCCAGCAGCUUCAUCUUCGGUUUCGGGCGCAGGGUCUGCCCAGGCCAAGCAUUUGCGUCCGCGAGCGUUUGGCUCGCUAUCGCGCACAUCAUUGCGCUCUUCGACGUCCGCAAGCCCGUGGACAGCGCGGGGCGCGAGGUCACGCCCCCUGCGGAGUUCGUUUCGGGUUAUACGAGCCGCCCAGCACCUUUCAUGUGCACGAUCGUGCCGCGCUCCAGGGAGGCCGUCGCGCUGCUGCAGGCACACAUCAGCGUAUGA
Trametes versicolor FP-101664 SS1 is the source of this 1539-nucleotide messenger RNA. RefSeq names its product cytochrome P450. The record is from RefSeq and is a predicted model, not a curated record. The transcript is spliced from 12 exons. The coding region runs from base 1 to 1539 and encodes 512 amino acids. Gene Ontology annotation, molecular function: iron ion binding; oxidoreductase activity, acting on paired donors, with incorporation or reduction of molecular oxygen; heme binding. Lineage: Eukaryota; Fungi; Basidiomycota; Agaricomycetes; Polyporales; Polyporaceae.